Molecule: messenger RNA, 1971 nt
Organism: Penicillium vulpinum
Lineage: Eukaryota; Fungi; Ascomycota; Eurotiomycetes; Eurotiales; Aspergillaceae
Exons: 1
Coding region: 1-1971 (656 amino acids)
Source: RefSeq, a predicted model, not a curated record
AUGGCUCAACGUCAACUUUCGCGCACUCUUCCGAAGAACUUUACCUUCUCCCUCGGCGACAAUGAACCCAAGACUCCCGAGCGCCCUAGUACAACUAUGAAUGUGCCUCCACCACCUCGACACUCAAUCUCCAGUUGCCGCCUGCCCAGAGUUCGGGCUCGCGCCGGUACUAAUGUCUGCGCUCGCAUGGACAUGGAUAUGUUCCAAUUCCACGGCUCUGAUGUUCCCCUGCCUUCAAUUGAAGUACCCCAAUCGACUACUGACCUCGAGCCGCCUUCAUGCCGUGAUUUCGCCAACGAUAAGGGAUAUCUUGCGCCUCCUCGCACGCGAAGAGAUUUUAAAACGCCACCUGCGCAGAUUCGCGGCACACCUUUCGACUCCUGCGACACUGAAUACCCGUGGCCCUCGUGGGACCAGACACCUGGCCCAAACAACAUCAAACGCCCAGACUCGGCCUGCUCGAGUUUGUCAAAUUCCUCAAUUGAAUCCAUUGAAACGUUCGCAUCGCGACCAUCUGUAGGAAGUUUCACCAGUGUCGAAAGCGAUCUAUUUGACUCGUACUUCCCUUUGGAGAUGUCCAAAGAACCUGAGAUUGAGUCACCUUCGCGACCUCAGAAGCAGUCAGCGAAUAUCAAAGUGACCAAGAAGUCCUGGACUCGCGAAAUGGAUACCCACUUAUGGAAUACCUAUCAAAUCUACCUCCAGGACCCUACCAUGACUCCAUUCAAGAUGACCCCUGGCAGUAUUCCCCCUUUGGGAGUCACUUCGCGUGUUGCGCGACGCGCCAAGAAGACAUGGGGGCAAAAGAGCAGUCGCAUUGUUGAAUCUGUCUCUAUGAAGUCUGUUGAUCCUCUUGGAAUUUCUACACCGAAGCCUAUGGACGAAGGGUUGCAACCAGCCUGGCCCAAGUCUGACUCCAAGACUCGGCGACGCCUCAAGAUGUUAUGUCGACGCAAAUUCUCAAUCUCUCCCCACUAUCAGCGCAUCAUGCAAUCUCGCACACCUGAGCCUGUCACGGAGAUGUUCGCCCCUCCUACGGACACUCGCGUUAAAGACUUCGCUGAUAACUCGGCAUACACUACUCGUGAUCUCGGCAUUUCUCUUGUCACCUCCGAGCCGACUCCACUUUCUCAGGUUACACAAGACCUGCCAUUGGCUACGCACUGGUUUAACAACCCUGUGUCUGCUAAUGUUGAACCACCAGUGGCCAAGAAUCAUAGUCAACAUCUCCGUGUCGAAUCUGCCCCUAACAUCCCUCGUCUGGGGUCUCCAUUUGUGUACAGUACUUGGGGCCCCGGUGGUUCAAGCCGUCAGAUGCAUGAUCUCAAUGCUCGACGUGAGACUGUUCAUGUUCCGGGUUAUCGUGCCCGUCGCAACACAUACUUGGACCAGUCUUUGCCCGAUACUGACGAUGUAUUCGCGAGCGUAUCCAGGGAACAAACGAACCCUUCCGAUCAAGAAGUUGAACGCCGCCUGGAGGACUAUGUUCGUGGUAACAAGUUCCAAGACAUGGGCCAUGGUCGGGUCCGCAUUCGCAACCGUGGAGCUACCACUAGCGCUGUUAACCCGAGAGAUAUGGACCAGCUUUUCUCUCCGCCCUCGUCCCUCAACUCAGGCCCAAUUGAACCCGAGGAGACUACACCUGUUCUGAAGCCGCCUAUGAACCCAUUGUUGGACCUUGGCGAGAAUAUCAAACGUCUUGGGUCACCCUUCCGGAUUGAAGGAGGAUUCAGACGUCGCGAAGCCCCGAAGCGAGUCACUAGACAAGCACCUGCGCUGUCUGAUCCGUUCGUGAGCGGUGGCCCUUCACGUACCGGACUUGACGACAGCACUUCUCCUAUGCAGGUUUCUCCUACCCAAAUUCAGGAUAAAGCCCUGGCUCCUUUGCCAUAUAAUGCCUCAGAGGAUGGCCUUUCUGAUGCUGAGCGCAUCCGCCGGCAAAUCUUGAAUAUGCCUUUCACACGCAACUAG